Daldinia childiae is the source of this 681-nucleotide messenger RNA. RefSeq lists its product as uncharacterized. The record is from RefSeq and is a predicted model, not a curated record. The transcript has 3 exons. Bases 1 to 681 code for a protein of 226 amino acids. Lineage: Eukaryota; Fungi; Ascomycota; Sordariomycetes; Xylariales; Hypoxylaceae.
AUGCCUUCAUUUAAAGUCCUCGCUACCCUCUGCAUCGUUGCCGUUGCUCAACUAGCUGCUGGCCACGCAGUCAUUACCGAAGCUACCGGUGACGCGGGUGGAACUGGAAUGGCUCUUGGUGUUGAUACUUCAACUCCCCGAGACGGAACCCGACGAAGGCCGUUCCAGCAGGACAGCACUCGCUUCCGGGGUGACCAAGCCGAUACCGUCGGCGAAACGAUUGGCGCCGGUAACAAUGACAUCGAGCAGGGAACCCAGGCCAUCAUGGAGGAGACUGGUGAUCAGCUUCCUCAAGUCACUGCAGGCGGCGAACUCAAGAUGACUCUUCAUCAAGUUAACGCCGACGGCGCUGGACCUUUUCAAUGCAUGAUAAACGACGACGGCACGGGAGAAGACUGGGAAGACAUCCAAGUCACGCAAUCUCCUCCGGGCGACGAUUCGCGGGACCGCGAUGGCAACGAGACGGAUUUCCCACUGGUUGCGGCUAUUCCUGAGGAUCAAGAGUGCACCGGGACUGUUGCCGGUCAGGACAAUGCCUGUCUAGUCAGAUGCCAGAAUGGAGCUAGGGCUGGGCCUUUCGGCGGGGUCGUUCCUGUCCAGAUGUCUAACUCGAAUUCAACUAAUACUGCACGCCGAAGCAUCUCUCGCGUCAUGAGGAAGAGCGUGACCUUUUCUGCUUAG